GGAAUCGUGGAUAUAGGGGUGGGAUCAGAUCGAUAAGUCAGGCAAGACGGCGACGGCAAUACAAGCUGCCUCAACGUCAAAGAAUUUUUUUUCUUAUAUAAGAAGUCGCUCAAAAGAUGUUUCCUACAUGGUAAUGGUCAAAAAGAAGUGGGGAAAAAGGGAAACCGAUGGAGAGCGGACCAAGGAUGCUCAAACCGUACCGAUACUUCAACACGCGAACUCGGACUGGCCAGACGCGUCUCAUACUUACUCGGCUAUCCGGCAGAGUUUUCGCUUACAGAGUGGUGAACGUUAGCUGGUUUCAGGCCAUACCUAAGUUUGAUUCCUCGCCGUUUUUUUAACUAUUGUCUUUUUAGUAAUAUCUAAGUAACACUUAACGUUUCUUAUUUACAUUUCAUUAUACAAUAAAUGUCGUCAUUGCUAACGAAAUUCACUGAUAUGGGUCCUCUUAGACGAUUCGAUUUCUCUGUAAACCGCUCGGCCGUGGGAUCAGCGGAACAAGCAACCUAUAUCAGAAAGGAAGAAAAACAAGCAACUUAUACCAAAAAGGAAUAAGAACAAGCAACCUACACCUAAGUUUUUGCUUAUGUAUCCAGCAUAUAAGGCUAUCAUGGAACGUAGCAUGGAAUAUGAUCAAGACAAUGUUGGUUUAAUUCAAAACAUCAGCUGAUAUUGCCACUAACUGAUAGUUACACUGAUUUGCCUCCGGGUCCAAUCAGGUCCCAAACGAUAGGUCCUGAUGCUCUUACCCAUUCUACAACGAUUUCUAAAGCAUACUACGGUGUGAUAUUUUACAUGUCCCCAUCCCUUGCGCUCGCUCUUCUGAUUCACAUCAAUUUCCAGAUGAGAAUUACGAUAAACUUGUUAAUUUUUGCAUAACUGAGGGGUAGGCAGUUCCUUAAGAUAAUUGGGUACAUUUCAUGUUCGAAAAUCAUCGAACCAAUCUUGCAAUUGCUUUUUUUAAAGGUAUUUGUUCCAAUUUUCUUUAAUUAAUAAAACAUUUUAUGCUUUGCUGGAGGUCCUUAGCAAUUGUUCAUCUUUCAAAGUUUAAAGGUAAUCACAUUAAGCGCUUUUUGCCAAAAUCCAUGGUCCAUCUCCUGUGUCUUCAAUUUCUUUUAACUUGGAAUAAAAACCAAUACUAAAAGUGCUUCCCUGAUAACUUAGGCUUACACACGGUUGUGACAAAAUGAUUUUUUUAGACAGUUACGUUGAGUUUCCGUCUUAAGUAAAUUGUUUCUCCGAAAUAGUUGCCUACUCGCAGUAAGUCAUAUUUCCACAAUUAUCGAAGUUAAUCGAAACAUUUAAUUCUCUGAAUUGUUGUUACAAUAUUAUAUUAAUUACAUUAUUUUCUCACGUUGUUUAAUUGUCUUAUUUUUCAUAAAAUAAUAAUAAUUAUAAUUUUUAUAAAACGCAAACGAAAUGAAUAAUCGUACCAAGUCGGUUGACUGGUAUUAUACGGAAUCUAAUCCUAGUUGCAAAACACCAAAAACAACCACCCAGGAAAUGCUGGAGGCUGGAGCAUUACUCGGUGGUAUACGACAAAAAAUUAGCAUUCGUAAGCAAUUGAAUUUUCAAUCUUAUCCAAUAAGCGACGCGGACGUGAUCAAAAAUCGAAAGGAAGCGGAAAAAAGAAAAGUUGAGAUCACAACGUCAUACAAACGCGACUAUAUGGAGCAUUAUCCGGACACAUGUCCGAAAAAACUAGUAUCGGAAUUUACACCAGAUCCGUUAUUUAAUCGCAGACCUUUGUCUGAUUUUCCAUCAACUGAAGCAUCAGCGUUUAAAUUUAUGGACGAUCAUUUUAUAAAUUUAUCCGAAAAUCGAAAGAAAAUUAACUUCUUAAGGCAAUUAAGAAAUGUCCACCAUCCGUUCAUUUAA
Messenger RNA from Glossina fuscipes, 1878 nucleotides. RefSeq lists its product as uncharacterized. The record is from RefSeq and is a predicted model, not a curated record. Bases 1420 to 1878 code for a protein of 152 amino acids. Lineage: Eukaryota; Metazoa; Arthropoda; Insecta; Diptera; Glossinidae. The transcript has 3 exons.